UCUCCUCUCCCCAGUCUACAGUGUCGGGUGGUGGGACUCGGUGGGGGGAUGUGUACCAGUGGUGUUCCAGCCAGCUCCAGCCAUGGGGUCAGCCGGUUGGGCUCCUCGUAUGCCCUGUGUGCCCUUGGGGUGGGGCUCAUAGCCCUGGGCAUUGUCAUGAUUGUGUGGACAAUGGUUCCCGGGGAUGCUACCCAGACAACCAAGACUCUAGGCAACUCCAGUAUAACAGAGCCAGCAGACCAUGGUGAGGAUGGCGAUGGCGAGGAGGACAAGGAAGCAGCAAAGACCUUAUCAAUAGCCUAUGUGCUGGUGGGGGCAGGGGUGGCCAUGCUGCUACUGUCUAUCUGCCUGGGGGUGAGGAACAAGCGGAGGAAGCACCAGAGAAGACAGGAGACACGGGCCAUAGGAGUCCGCUUCGUGGACCAUGUGGCUGGGGAGGCAGGACAGAAUUUAGAUGAGCCAGUCCCAGUCUACAACGUGCCCAGCUAUGAGGAGGCGGUCACCAGUGGCCAGUUCCCCAUUCGCCAGAGCAACUUACGCCAGAGCAACUCCCAGCUGCCUUCCUACGAGGACCUCAUUAGUGCUGUGGAAAACGAGGCUGAGGGGCCAAGUGCUGCCCCAGUUAAGGAGGCUCAUCCUAGCAGUCCCACUCCUGAGCUCCAGCCCGCCGCUGCAGCCAACCCCCACAGCAGCAGCCGAGCCGGCCGGAUACUACGGCCCAACAGGGUACGCAGAAUCGAGUCUGAGAAACUCCAUCUGAAGGACUUUCGUUUUAACAUUCGCAACCCUACUGAUGCAAAGGUGACCAUUGAACCAAUCACUCCGCCACCACAGUAUGACGACAAGAUGCCUGAGUUCUGACAGCACGCCGCUGCUUAUAACUACAAGUUAACUAUCGAAGAUGUGCCAAAUUAAAUUAUCCAGCUCAGAGAGCCAGCUAUUCAUUUUGUUUGCUAACUUGCUAAGUGGCUAGCUUGCAAGAUCAAGCUUCUUGGUUAUAGCAGACAGUCAAUCCCCUCCUGGAUCAAGAUCCCUGUUACCUACCUAACCCUGCUACCUACAUUUGUUUUGUGCAUCAAAUUUCUAGGAUUUCAAAUUACUUUUUUAUGUUUGGAAAGAACUAGCACCCCUUGUGUGCACUGCCGGUAAUACUGUAUAUCACGGUAUGGUACAGGAAUGGUGUGAAGGUAAGAACCUGGAUACCGCACAACCCUGCCCUACAGGACACACUGCACCAAAUACCCUAGUUUCAGACUCCUAAUGAGCCUUACACCUCUGAAGCCACUUCCAUACCAGUCGAAAUAACUUAUCUCUGAGCUCUCAAAAGCUGUUUUUCCACCAAGUUUUGGAUAAGGGGAAUAAUUGGGUGUUAACACUCUGUGGAGACUAGAGAUUCUGACCGCCAGUGUGACCCUCUCCUUUUUCUCUCCAUAAGCGCACUUGGUUGUUCUUCUUCGGUCUGCUGAUGCAAUC
Salvelinus fontinalis (brook trout) is the source of this 1473-nucleotide messenger RNA. RefSeq names its product transmembrane protein 51-like. The transcript has 2 exons. Bases 49 to 861 code for a protein of 270 amino acids. Lineage: Eukaryota; Metazoa; Chordata; Actinopteri; Salmoniformes; Salmonidae. The record is from RefSeq and is a predicted model, not a curated record.